CGCCCGCAUGCUUCUGGUAAAAGUUCUGUUCUGUGCCGUCCCUCCUGCAGGUAUUCCUUUCCACGAAGUCUGGAAAAACCCCAAGUCUCUGACGGGCCGGAAUUUCCGGAUUUUCCUCCUGGAUCUCCGGAACGCCAGCUCUCCAUUCCGGGGCGUCCAAAAGAACCUGAUCGACACCCUGCUGGACGGCUAUGAGUCCGCCCGCCAUGGCACUGGGGUUUUUGGAGAGACUGAAUACCUGAAGUACCAGGAUGCGCUGAAGGAGCUGGCCGCAGUGGUGACGGCGCGCGGGACCUCCAGCAGCGGACACAAGCAGACCCCACCCUCUCCGACCCUGGAGCACAGCACCCCCCCAGCGACCCCCCCUCCCUCCACCAUCCAGGUGACAUACCUGCCCUCCAAUCAGAAGAGCAAGAGACCCAAACACUUCCUGGAGCUGAAGAGCUUCAAGGACAAGUACAACACGCUGGAGAGCACGCUGUAGAGAGAGGAGGAGGAGGGGGAAUGGAGGGGGGAGAGGAGAGCAGA
Molecule: messenger RNA, 528 nt
Organism: Polyodon spathula (Mississippi paddlefish)
Lineage: Eukaryota; Metazoa; Chordata; Actinopteri; Acipenseriformes; Polyodontidae
Product: protein C1orf43-like
Exons: 3
Coding region: 8-484 (158 amino acids)
Biological process (GO): phagocytosis
Source: RefSeq, a predicted model, not a curated record